Papilio machaon (common yellow swallowtail) is the source of this 625-nucleotide messenger RNA. RefSeq lists its product as uncharacterized. Lineage: Eukaryota; Metazoa; Arthropoda; Insecta; Lepidoptera; Papilionidae. Bases 180 to 458 code for a protein of 92 amino acids. The transcript is spliced from 3 exons. The record is from RefSeq and is a predicted model, not a curated record.
AUGGGUAGCGGCGACUGGUAACUGAAAACUUGAUUGACGUGCCUAUAGAAAAAUUGAAUCAAUUAAAAUACAUUUGCGGCAAGCAUUUUCAUGCAAAAUAUUUCAAGAAAAAGAAAACACUGUUAAAGAAAAAUGCUGUUCCACAUAUUGAUAUUGCUAAAAAUCCAUUAAUAGAUGAAAUGGUCCAUAGUUUUCCAUUACACGUCCAAUAUGUGGCUAAAAGUGACACAAGAAAAGAUGUUUUAAAUGAUCAUAAUUACUGCAGCCGUAUUGCCGUGAUUGCGGUUGCUGCAUUCUACACGCCAUUCUUCAAGGAGGUGUGGGAGCGUAAAGGCGAGAUUGAGCGCGCCUUCCGCAUGGAGCAGCCUCACAACUUGCAGAUGUGGCAGCAGCGCGCCCCGCACCACCACCGCGACACCACUCCCACCAUCUCAACCACAAGACGGAACAUAAAUUGACUAACUCAUUGGAUCUACUGAUCGGUCCUGACUCACGAGCUGAUAUCGACUCUGAAUACAGCGACAUUUUGAACAACUCCAAGAAUAGAGGCUUCCUUAAAGGUAUAGAAAUAUUAUUCCAUACAAUCUGUAGAUUUGCUAGAUGUAAUGCUAAAAGAGUACGAGUU